Ilex paraguariensis (yerba mate) is the source of this 756-nucleotide messenger RNA. The record is from the annotation of a GenBank genome assembly. NCBI's taxonomy places the organism in Eukaryota, Viridiplantae, Streptophyta, Magnoliopsida, Aquifoliales, Aquifoliaceae.
AUGAUCUUCUUUCAACUUCAGUUCCAUAGUGCAGCUUCCACCAUUGGAAUUGGAUGUACAAAGAUUACUAAGGCCAAAAACGAGGGUUCGAUGAAUGCAAAUGUAGAAUCAAGAGCAUACCUUGAAAAAAAACUUGUCUUUUGCUUUGGCUCUUAUGUUGCAGCCCAAUUGCUACUUCCUUUUGGGGAAGAAAACAUUCUUUCUUCUUCAGAGUUGAAGCAGGCACAGGAGAUAGCUACGCGGAUGGUAAUUCAGUAUGGGUGGGGCCCUGAUGACAGUCCAACAAUUUACCACCAUGGCCAUGCGGUGACAGCUUUGAGUAUGGGAAACAGCCAUGAGUAUGAGAUGGCUGCUAAAGUUGAAAAGAUUUAUUAUUUAGCAUAUGAUAAAGCAAGAGCUAUGCUUCACAAUAAUCGUAGAGUGCUUGAAAAGAUUGUGGAGGAAUUGCUUGAGUUUGAAAUAUUAACAGGACAGCAACCGUGUGACCGAGGCAAUCACCCGGAGGAGGAAUCAAGAUUGCGAGUAGGAUUUCGCACAGGAUUUCACAUUUGGUUGCCAUUGUUACUUGUGUGUGGAGAGAGAGAGAGAGAAGAGGAUGAAGCUGCUGUGAACAACCUUGGUGAGAGAGCUUUAGAUGAGAGAGACGAACUGCUGGACGCCUGGAAGGAAGCCUGGAACUCCUCAACUAGAAUGCCUAGAAUGAAGCCUCAAAUGCCUCUGCUGAAUGAUGAGAUGAGAGUGACGAAGAGACGAUGA